Ipomoea triloba (trilobed morning glory) is the source of this 1157-nucleotide messenger RNA. Its product is annotated as RING-H2 finger protein ATL52-like. Lineage: Eukaryota; Viridiplantae; Streptophyta; Magnoliopsida; Solanales; Convolvulaceae. Gene Ontology annotation, molecular function: transferase activity. The record is from RefSeq and is a predicted model, not a curated record. The transcript has 2 exons. Gene Ontology annotation, biological process: protein ubiquitination. Bases 105 to 947 code for a protein of 280 amino acids.
UGGAUGAUCAUUUAUUACGGUAGAGGUUAUGGUGCUACAGAACAGAACACACCCAAAAACUAGUUAGUUUCUUUGAAUCUGAUCUGAAAAAAAAAAAAUAAUAAAUGGUGGCAAUGAGUGAUCCAAAAACUUGGGUGCCAUAUUGGAACACAAGGGACUGUUCUCAAGGAUUCUGCAGCCUAUACUGUCCACAAUGGUGUAAUUACAAGAUCACCCCUCCUCCUCCACCCUCCUCCUCGCCGAUCCAUUCCCAUCGCCCCUACUUUUCCCCUCUCAUAAUCGCCAUCGCCGGAAUCCUCGCCACCGGUUUCCUCCUCAUCAGCUACUACGCCGUCAUGUCCAAGUACUGCCGGAACCGGACCGGCUCGACCGAACCGGACCCCGGUUCAAGCGACGAGGAUCAACCCGCGGGCAAAAACGGGCUGGGUGAAGCCCGGAUAAAGUCCAUCGCGGUUUUUAAGUACAAAAUGGGAGAUGGAGCGGUGGACGGCUCAGAUUGCCCGGUUUGCCUCGGCGAAUUUCAGGACGACGAUCGGCUCCGGCUGUUGCCGAGUUGCCGCCAUGCUUUCCACGUGGCGUGCAUUGAUCCGUGGCUUAAAUCCAACUCCAAUUGCCCUCUUUGCCGGGCGAGUAUUGUGUUGUCGAUGGAUCAAGAAAGAGCAAGUGAUGAUGAUGAACCGGAGAUUCCAAUCGCGGAUAAUGGGCAGCAUAGUGUGAUCCCAAUCGCGGAUAAUCAUGGCUGGGAAAAUCAAGAGAUUAUUAGAAGAUCUCUGUCCAUGAAUUAUGUUUUCCAUCAAAGCGGCCGAUUGUCGGUGGCUGAUAUUCUGCGCAUGGAUGAUGAUGAUCACUUCCCAGAUUCCCGGUUGAGACACACGCUCUCACUUUCCAGGGCCAAAUUCUUGUUUCCUAUGCUUAACAGAGGCCGACUUGCAACAAUUCCAUUCUGAAUUCUUUUAGUUUGUUCCCAUAUAUCCUCACCAUCUAGCUUAUUUCAGCACUAUAUUAACCACAUUUUGAUUCAAAUCUUCUCAGCGCUUAUGGUUUUUUUCAUUUGUAUUUUUGUAUGCAUGGAGAACUCAGGAACAUAUGGGUUCUAUAAGCAAACUUUUCUCAGCUUCCUUCUUGAUUUAACAAAUUAAUUGAUGAUUUUUGAAACA